Fulvia fulva is the source of this 567-nucleotide messenger RNA. RefSeq lists its product as uncharacterized. The transcript is spliced from 3 exons. Bases 1 to 567 code for a protein of 188 amino acids. Gene Ontology annotation, biological process: regulation of protein localization; endosome organization. Gene Ontology annotation, cellular component: endosome; BLOC-1 complex. The record is from RefSeq and is a predicted model, not a curated record. NCBI's taxonomy places the organism in Eukaryota, Fungi, Ascomycota, Dothideomycetes, Mycosphaerellales, Mycosphaerellaceae.
AUGUCUACAGCUUACUACCCAUACCAGCCGACGGGCUCACUUCCAGUCAACGUGCCCGGCAAGACACCGCAGAACCCUUAUGCUCCUCGUCACAACCGCAACUCGUCAGCAUACAGCCAACUCUCUGCCUCGCCGCCUGAAAGACCCGAAAGCGUGUCUUCAACUGGCGCGGGACUGUACUCGGCAGCUUCAAGUCAAUAUGGGGGCAGCGACUACGAGUCGUCGAGCGGCGCCACGAGUGUCGAUCUCCUCGACUAUAUGAAUGACCGACUCUCGCAAGCAUACGAUCCAGUACCGCUCGACAAGAAUCUGGCGAGACAGGCGCAAAUGUCUGGGGAGCUCAAUGCGAAGAAUCGCGAACUUCUUGCUUUGCAAGCUCAAGCGAGGGCACGGCUGGCGAAAACGCGAGCGAACUUUGCGGAGGGCAUGAAGGCGGCGAAAGAUGUACAACGUGAUCUGGAGUGGACUCAGAAGAAAGUACAUGCACUGAACGCGCGAGCAGCUCAAAAAUACCCAGAUCAAUACCGAGCGGCUAGCUCGCGAUACCCGGCACCUGUGGACUAUUAA